UUGUGAAUGUUAAACUAUUAUCGUGAUUGUUUUACAAUAAAAUGCAAGAGCAACAGCGAGAAAUUGAGAGAAAGCAAAACUUAAUUUUUGUAGAAUAAUAUAAAUUUAGUAGAUUAUAUUGUUUUUUGUGCUGUUCUGGUAGUUUUAAUUACAAAAAUAUGGUGGAUCCUAAUCGUAAAAUUAAUCGUUUAACCGAUAAGGAUAUAGAAUUCUUGGAAGAAUGUGAACGUGAAUUUGGUUUACGUUACACCGAGGAGGAUGCCGAAUUUAUGGCACAUUGUGCCAAACCCUUGGAUGAUCCACCAAUUGUAGAAAAUUGGACUGGUGGUGGAGGCGAUGGUGCUCGCAAUGAGGGUGGUGGUGGCCGUCAUCAUCAUAAUCGUGGUGGUCCACGUCAUCAUCAAAGAAACUGGCGUGGUAGUGGUGGCGGAGGUUAUGGUGGAGGUGGCUAUCACAAUAAUCGUAAUUUUAGACACAGAAGAGGAGGUCGUGGUGGUGGCCGUGAUUUUUAUGGUAAUCACAAUGGCUCAGAAGUUCCUUAUCAUUCGCAUAACCGACCCUCAUUUAAUCAACAACAAAACAGUAGUGGAGGUGGUGGUGGUAGUAGUAAUCGCCCGCCCAUGACAAUUAGAAGAGAUUAUAAUAAUUUUGUAGCCGCUUCUAAGGAUGAUUAGACUUUAAGAUUACUUUUUUACUAAUAAACAAACAGCAAUAAAAAUAGUUAUAAAAUUUA
Messenger RNA from Lucilia sericata (common green bottle fly), 733 nucleotides. Its product is annotated as RNA guanine-N7 methyltransferase activating subunit. Lineage: Eukaryota; Metazoa; Arthropoda; Insecta; Diptera; Calliphoridae. The record is from RefSeq and is a predicted model, not a curated record. Gene Ontology annotation, biological process: RNA 5'-cap (guanine-N7)-methylation. Gene Ontology annotation, molecular function: RNA binding. The coding region runs from base 159 to 674 and encodes 171 amino acids. The transcript has a single exon.